CAUGAAAUCCCCAAUUAAUUAGAUCCUUCUCUCUUUCUUUCUCUCUCUCACGACUUUCAAUUCCAUUGAUCAAUUCAUUCAUUUUCUUUCUCGUCUCAUCUUCGGUGGAUCAGUACUGCCCGCCUUGUGAAUUUCUUGCUAGCUAGUUCUUGAAGCGAUCGAUCGAGAAAAUGAUGACGAUUGGAAGCAGCAUGGAAAACCCUUUACACUUGAAGUCCCUGAAUCACAUCUCCAUUGUUUGUCGAUCGGUCGAGAAAUCUCUCGAUUUCUACCAGAACGUUCUUGGCUUCUUCCCCGUCAGAAGGCCCAAUUCCUUUGAGUUUGAUGGAGCCUGGUUAUUCAGUUAUGGCAUAGGCAUCCAUCUUCUCCAAUCCGAAGAUCCUGAAAACAUGCCCAAGAUUAACCAGAUCAACCCCAAAGAUAAUCACAUUUCUUUCCAAUGCGAGAGCAUGGCGGCAGUGGAGAAGAAGCUGAAGGAGAUGGAGAUAGAGUACUUGAAGAGCAGGGUGGAGGAGGGUGGAAUCUACGUGGAUCAGCUCUUCUUCCACGACCCCGACGGCAUGAUGAUCGAAAUCUGCAACUGCGACAACCUUCCGGUGGUGCCAUUGGCAGGCAACGCCGUCCAAUCAUGCUCCCUCAUCAGCUGCAACGUGCAACAGCAGCAGCAGAUCCGCCAAAUAGUAUAAAUCAUCAUUAUAAACAUAUAAAUAUAUUGAUAUAAUAUAUAUAAAAUCUAGAAGGGUUCGGUGAAAUGGUGUCUUGUCGCGUGCGUGGUGUUGUGGGUGUCGCGUAGUUUAUAGAUUGGACGAUGAGAGUGGGCUGAGAGGAAAAGGGUGAAGUUAAAAAUGUAACAGGUUCAGUGAUAUAUGAUAUGAUAUAUGUUCCCCCCCUCAAUUAAAUAAUGAACGUCACUUAGUUGAAGUUGAA
Diospyros lotus (date-plum) is the source of this 927-nucleotide messenger RNA. RefSeq names its product glyoxylase I 4-like. The coding region runs from base 171 to 686 and encodes 171 amino acids. Lineage: Eukaryota; Viridiplantae; Streptophyta; Magnoliopsida; Ericales; Ebenaceae. The record is from RefSeq and is a predicted model, not a curated record. The transcript has 3 exons.